Molecule: messenger RNA, 777 nt
Organism: Diaporthe batatas
Lineage: Eukaryota; Fungi; Ascomycota; Sordariomycetes; Diaporthales; Diaporthaceae
Exons: 3
Coding region: 1-777 (258 amino acids)
Biological process (GO): transmembrane transport
Cellular component (GO): plasma membrane
Molecular function (GO): water channel activity
Source: RefSeq, a predicted model, not a curated record
AUGGCCCCCAACAACUUUGUUAGACAGCUUCGGCUUUAUGCCGUUGAAAUCUCUGGAGAGGCCGUCGGCACAUUCUUGUUCCUCCUGAUGGCCCUCUCGGCUGCCCAAGUCGCCAACUCCGACACUUCUCAUGCUGGUGAUGACCUCCACCCGGGCGACAUCAACCUCACCCAGCUUCUGUAUAUCAGCUUGGCUUUUGGCUUCUCCCUGGCCGUCAAUGUCUCCAUCUUCGCCAGAGUCAGCGGAGGACUCUUCAACCCGGCUGUUACCCUUGGAAUGUGCCUCGUCGGAAAGGUGAACUGGAUCAAGGGUAUAUUCUUGACCGGCGGCCAAAUCCUCGGAGCCGUUGUGGCCUCGGCUGUCGUGAAGGGCAUCUUCCCCGGCACCUACGUCGUUCAGACCAAACUUGGCCACGACGCCACCAUUGCUCAGGGUCUGCUCAUUGAGACCUUCCUCACCAUGCAAUUGAUGCUCGCAAUCUACUUCAUGGCAGUUGAGAAGCACGAGAGCAGCCCCCUGGCUGCCCUUGUCAUUGGAUUCGCCCUCUUCGUGGCUGAGCUCCCCGGUAUCUACUACACUGGUGGCUCGCUGAACCCGGCUAGGACCUUCGGGCCUGACUUGAUCACCCUCGACUUUGGCGCUGCGCACUGGAUCUACUGGGUCGGUCCCUUCUUGGGCGCAACCAUUGCCGCUGUCUUUUACAAGUUCAUCAAGUUCUUGCAGGCGGAGGCUGCUGAGAACAGCAACGACACUGAGAGACAGCCGCUCCUGUCCUGA